Molecule: messenger RNA, 6000 nt
Organism: Porites evermanni
Lineage: Eukaryota; Metazoa; Cnidaria; Anthozoa; Scleractinia; Poritidae
Source: the annotation of a GenBank genome assembly
AUGGCGGCAGAAGCAUCCUCUGUGGUGACAUCGAAAGCUCCAGCAACUCCGUGUUUUCGUGCAUCGUAUCCGAAGGAAAUGUUUUCAGCACUUUGUAUUUUUAGAAUCCAGAGGUAACGUGCAUGAUAAUGUUUCACGUUAUGUGGCGAAAGUCUUUGUAAAGGUCAUCAUUCUUAAACGUCCAAGGUCGUUCGCGGUCCCUUCGCUUCCCUCCCUCUCCCGUCGAGAGACGGAGGAAAGCGAAGGGACCGCGAACGACCUCGGACGUCUGAGAAUCAGGCUACAUCUACUGCAGCAGUAGAUGUAGCCUGAUUCUCUCUUGGGUAUAUUAUACCCAACUUUCGUCGAAACCCUAGAUAUGAGGAUUUCUCAUGUCACGCUUUCUCUUUUUCCCUGUGAUGUUCCCAAUGUUGAGAUUCGCGUUUUUACAAAUGGGUCAAUACUUGGAUCAAUAUGAUAUCGGGGGGAUUGUAAUGUGUGAAAUUUCAACACAUGUGACGAAUAUAUAUGAUAAUAAUUAUUAUUUUGUUGUAACUUUCAUUUCCUACAAUCAUGUUGUUAAUAGUGCUCGCAUUUGUGACUAUCAAAACCGAAACACUUUACUCAGAGGUCGAGUCACAGGAAGCUGCAUAUACAUGUAACAGAAUCCUUUGUCAGCUCGCAAAUAGUCGUGGGACAGUCCGAUUUCCUGGCCGAUGCAUGUUAAUAGGCACUAUUAAAAAUUUCACUUGUUUGAGCGGUCAUUUAAUUCAAUGUUUUCAAGAUUUGUUCGACUUUAUUUGCACAAGUUUAUCGGCUUUAAACUCUUAAUUUGCCCUUACUGAAAUAACGUGCAAACACAAGCAAUCAUGGAGUGGAUUUUUUUUUUCAGAUAUAGCAGACUGUGAGCUUUUCUGCAUCAACGAUCCCUUAUCAGACAAAAAAUCUAAGCUAAAGAUAUCCUACAUGAUAUCUAGGAUACAAGUAGAACAAGUAGAACAUCCUGUAUGUAAGCAAAAGAUUUCAAAAGAAACCUGAACACUUUUGCUCUCUGCAUUUUUAAAUUACAAAUGAAAUAUUUUUUGCCAACGACUUGUUCUACAUACAUGUAAAAAAUACAGAGAAUCAAUUAAAGAAGCCCGUGUGUCAUUCGCUCUCUUCUCAUUCAAGUGGAUAGUAUUGUGUUACCUAAUAAUAAUACUAAUAAUAGUUUAUUGAUAUCCCUCUCGCAGCCUAAAGGCUGAAGACAAUACAAUACAAAAACAAUCAAAUAGAUAAUUAUGUAAAUAUGAUUGAAAGCACUACAUAACAUAGAAAAAAUAACAAGCACAAGAUUACAACUGGUCUUGAAACUUAACGGUGCAGAAAUCUGCGAAUCGCUUUGUCUUGGGGACAAGGCGCACCGGAACACAUUCGCCUGAAUGGAGGCAGUAUGGCCUGUCAAUUGACACACAAGGAAUUAAUGGCUUGAGUACUAGAGACAACAGGCAGUCACGCUUGAUAAAAUUAAUGCAAGCUUCCUCCCUUCUCAGGGAAAGGGCAGUGAUGCCACAUUGAAUUAGGGCAUCGUCAUAGUGACAGUUCAGCAAAACGAUGCAUAGGGCCCUUUUUUCUACAGAUUCUAUAACAUCAUCUAAAUACUUUGGCAGGGCUGCCCAAACAGGGCAGGCAUAUUCAAGUACAGAUCUUACAAUGCUACAGCCACUUUUUUUAAGCGCGCGCAAUGCGUACAAACGCUUGUUGUCACUCAGGUUUGCUUUAUGCAAAUUUGGUAAGAUGUACUGUUAUCUGAGAAUUGCAACUAGAAAUAGAAUCGUGCAUGGAAGAAUUUUCUUACUGCAUUGAAGUUGCUGUCAAAAGAAAACAGGCAAAAUUCAAAGCUGCCAUGUUGUUGUGCAACUUCAAAUAAUACCGGUAAGUGAAGCGGAUGUCAGGCACAACACAGUAAAGAUAAACAAAUGGCAACUUUCCUUUAAAUUCGUGUUUUGCUUCAGUAGAAUGUAGUACAAAGUGCUGUUUAUCAAAAUUUAACUGCUUUCUCGUUUUGUUAAUACAUUAGAACAGUUUUUAUCAUAACCUAAAUUAGACCAGAUUAAUUGUCCAUUCCUUCAGAAUGAUAACAUGACACCAUGGUUCUUCAUGAGCCAUUCACAAUUGAUUGGAAAUCCAUUCACCCAUUUAUGUCAACCCGUUCAAACGGGUGAGUAAGCCAUUCAACUGUUUAUGCUAGCCAUUGGGAAUACUUCAUAACUUGUUCAGCCGUUUGAAGAACCCAUUCGAAUGGGUGAGCCAUUUGCAACCCGUUCAGAAGCCAUGCGUUUUAUCUGCUUAAUGGAAAGCCAUUAGUGUACAUUUUCCCUUGGAAGAUCACAUUUUGUAACUUUGAAAGUUAUCUUCAUAUUAAUCAAAUUUGUAAUCAAAUGCAGUGUUAUUUUUGCUUUCUCUCAUUUAUAAUUUUUUUCUGUUGAUUUGCAAAGGGAUAUUACAAACAUGUACAAGGAACCCCCACCAGGGCUUCAUAUUGCUGCUGAUGAAGAUGACAUUACAAAGGUUUGUUAUCAAAUAAAAAUAAGUGAAGGGGAUAAAUGAAAGAGAAGAUGGCGAUAAGGGUUUGGGGGGAUUAUUUGAGGGAGGCGAUAAAUCAAGUGAUGGCUAUCAUUCAAGGAAAUAUGGUAAUGAUAAUUCCUACACUGUCCUUGACUGUUAUUCAUACUGUAGUCAUUUUAAGUACCUUCCAAACAAAUGUUAGUGAGGAUCAGCACACCUCCUGCUCCUUUGCUGGCUUUAAGGCAAGUCUCUCUUUUCAUUUUUUUUUCUCACCUAGACUUUUUUUAGUGAGCUUUACAUGACAAAUCGUAAUAAGAACCUCGUGAUUUAUUCUUUUGUCUUUUAGGUUCAUGCACUAGUUGUUGGACCACGUGGCACACCAUAUGAGGGUGGAUUCUUUUACUUUCUGAUCUUUUUUACCCCUGAUUACCCAAUAAAACCUCCAAAGGUCAAACUAAUGACUACUGGUGGGGGUAGGGUCAGGUUCAACCCCAAUCUUUAUGCAAAUGGCACGGUUUGCCUUAGCAUUUUAGGGUAAGUAGCCAACAGACCAUUUGUGUAAAAAGGUACACGUAAAAAUGUAAAUUAACCACAGGGCCAAUAUUUUUUGUGGGUAAGAGGGUGAGAAUCAAAUUCAAAACUUCACACAAAGAAGGUCACAUACAUGUACAAGUACUAGACUCAAUUACCAGCCACUGCAUUCAGAAAAUAAACCAAUGCUUCUCUGCCACACAGAUGGCUGGAUGCAUACGUUUUCUAUUGUUGAUUUUUGCUUGUCAGAUUAUUGCCUGUUCGAAUUGAGCCGGCAGCAUAGAUCCCUAGAAUAGAUUUCAAUCAGCAGAUGGAAAUUAUAAGGCUUUCUUUGAUGUGGUGGUGCGAUUAAGUUUUGGAACCUUUCUAAGCUAAAAAACCUGAAAAUUGACGUGAAACAAAAAAGGUUAGUAAAAUUAAUGCUGGGGAUGUCUUUUUAAUUCAACCAAUCCUAUCUGGAUGGUCAAUAAUUAUUAUUUUCCAGUUUGUACCGAUGGUUGUUGACAGCCAUUGUGAAAGAGACAAUAUUCAAGUCCAUUUUUGUUGUAAUUUCACCCUUAAUUUCACUAAAUUGCAAAAUCAACAGAAAUACCUUAAAUCAGUAGGCCUGGCUGCUGAGUUUAUUGAAAAAGAUUAAAGUGACAAAGGGGAAAAAUGAAUAUCUGUGGAGGUCUAGGAUUUAAGUCCCUUACCUAUUGCCUUUUAGAUUUGUUUCACAGGUGUUGAGAGUUCAACACACUGUCCAUGCUUGGACAUAAUGUGAAUAGCCAACUGGUUUAAUUUACCUCUACCACUUAUAGUUUUAAUUGUGCUUAUUAUUUUUUACUUAGUAUGAGUGAGGUCUUCAUACCCUUCAACCAGCUGCAAAAUUUUCCAUCAGACACUGUGAUGUACAUAAUGGGCCGAAAAUAGUGUUAACAUGUUUCAGACUUUUCUUGGUAUGGGCACCUGAAGAAUGUACGUGUACUAUUUUUUUGUUCCUUUAACAGAACUUGGCAUGGCCCAGCCUGGAGUCCUGCUCAGACUCUGUCAAGUCUUCUAAUUUCAAUCCAGUCUCUUAUGAAUGAGAAUCCAUAUCACAAUGAACCUGGAUAUGAAAAAAGGGUUAGUACAUGUAUGUAAUAAAAUUAUCAUUUUGAUCAAGACUCAGGGCUGUCACUACAAUUUCAAGUUACUGGGUGUAAGGAAAUUAGACUUUAGGCAGAGAAUAAAAGAACAAUAUGUAGGAACUUCUUUUGCUUUUAUCUUCCUUUUACACUGUUUCUUAUGAAGUACUGCAGGGCUUCUGAUAUUUCGCGCGGUCGCGGAGCCGCGAAAUUCAGGUAAAUCCGCGAAAUACACAAAAACACGCAAAAUACCACUAAAUUCGGUAGAAAUCGUAUCAAAUACAUGUCAUGUACAUGUCUGUACAGCAAUUUUGAAACUUGUCUCAGCUACUGGCGGUAUUUACUUGCCGUAAACUCGCAAAUUUAUGUCAAAACUUCGUCACUGAAACGUGAAAACAAUGUCCCGAAACUACCAGGCGUAGAUUAUGUUGCGAAAAACUGGGCACCAGCCAUGAUGUUAAAGUCUUUGCCGUUGGUUCAUUUCUAGAGCAUAUUGUUGUUGAAAGAGCAAAUGAUGUCCUAUGUUAGAAAACAUUAAAAACGCUGGUCUGAUCAGCGCAAAACCGAUCGAUAUGUUGCGAAAUUUGCCCUGAAAAUAACCACAAAAUCCACCGUUUUUUUACCGAUUGCUUUCCGGCCAAGUUUGUCCUGAAAAUUCCCGCGAAAUUCCCGCGAAAUCGGCCGAUUUUUGCGCGAUUUUGUCACCAAACAUCCCGCGAAAUUUGACUUUUUUUUCCGCGAAUUAUCAGAAGCCCUGGUACUGGUAGUUCGGGGUGGGGUCAUGCUCAUAGUAGCCAGAGAAAAUACCUACCCCCUGGCUCUAAGUGACAGCCCUGAAGUCUACACAGGGCUUAAGGGAGAGUUAGCCAGAUAGCCUGAACUGGCAAAUAUAAAAUUGACCACCUGGGACAGUAAAGGACCCUUUACAUGACAGCAAAUUUAAAAGACGGCUCUCAAAGUGUAUCACCGUUGUACCAUUGUAUAUAACACAGGCAACCCGAACACUGUAUUAGCUAAUAGAAUGAUAAGAUGUAUUUACCUGUAUUCCUCUGUCUUUAUGGGUCGUUUUGAAAGGGAUUUGAAUCUGAUUAGAGACGGCCAACAUUGCUGUUAUCAAAUGGUUGUUUCUCUGGCAUUUUGUAAAUAGGACGCGACAGUUACAUCUCAAGUUUCCAAUAUAUUAGAUUGAAACCAGAGAUCGUCUCCCAAGGAGAGUUAAUAAUUAACAUGAGACAGAACUGUCACGUCUGAUGUGCCAGACAAACAAACAUUUUAUACCAGCAAUGUUAACCGUCUCUGGUCGGAUUCAAAUCCCUUCCACAACGACUCAUAAAGACACAGAAAUACAUCUUUUUUAUUAGCUAAUACGGCUUAAAUGCAUCUAAUCAUUAUUUUUAUUAGCUUUUACAGCAUUCGGGUUCCCUGUGUUUAUAUUAUGGCUGUUAUUAGAUCUGUAUUACAUGUUAUAGUCUGAGUGUAUAAUUAUGUGUCUUUGUAUCUCAGUUGUGGCUUGUGUGGCUUUGUGUCUCUGUAUGUGUGUUGCAGGAUGAUGGACCAAUUGACUACAAUGUAUAUGAAAAGGUUAAAGGUACUAUGAGUUGACAGCUGGUGAUACUAGGAACCAAUCAUAAAUCAGAUGUUGGCGUCUAUGACUCAAUAGGUUUUAGACAAUAACUGUUUCUUCUUUUAUUAGGAAACAAGCAAAGGUGACUCCAGCAAAUAUAAUGAGGUAAUUCAGCAUGAAACUCUCCGAGUUGGAGUCUGCGAUAUGUUAGAAGGUGCACAAAAAUGUCCUCCAGUCCUCAGGUGUGUUGGAAUGUUGAUAUAUGUACUGUAA